Messenger RNA from Ochotona princeps (American pika), 585 nucleotides. It is a transcript of the gene CCL24, whose product is annotated as C-C motif chemokine ligand 24. The transcript is spliced from 3 exons. Gene Ontology annotation, cellular component: extracellular region. Lineage: Eukaryota; Metazoa; Chordata; Mammalia; Lagomorpha; Ochotonidae. The record is from RefSeq and is a predicted model, not a curated record. The coding region runs from base 87 to 446 and encodes 119 amino acids. Gene Ontology annotation, biological process: immune response; lymphocyte chemotaxis; inflammatory response. Gene Ontology annotation, molecular function: chemokine activity; CCR chemokine receptor binding.
GGAGGAGUGGCUGGCCUCUACUCCCCAGGCCUUCUCCCCUCUGCACCCAGGCUUGGAUUUCUGAGCUCUCCGCCUUGCUCCAGAACAUGGCAGGCCCCGCAACCACUGCAGCCAGCCUCCUGCUGCUGGCCCUUGUGGCUGGACACAUCAGCCGUGCGGGCUCUGUGGUCAUCCCUGCUUCCUGCUGCAUGUCGUUUGCCACCACGAAAAUCCCUCGGAGCCGAGUGGUAGGCUACCAGUUAUCCAAUGGUAGCAUGUGUCCCAGAGCAGGGGUGAUCUUCCUCACCAAGAAGGGCCUCAAACUCUGUGGCGACCCUAGGCAGCCGUGGGUGCAGAGUUACAUCAAGAAUCUGGACGCCAAGCGCAAGAAGUCCUCCAAAAGGGCCAGGACGGCAGAACCUGGGGUUCCUGGGCAGAGACCUGCCGGAGGCAGCCCCAUCAUCUAAUCCCUGUCCUCAGCUGGGAAGGGGGAUGCAGAGAGCUACCUUUCCUGUUUCUUUAGCAUCUCCCUUCCUGGGAGAUUCUAGCUUUCACUUAUCCCAGAGCUGGGAGAGAAGGUUCCAGAAGGUUCCAGAAGGUUCUAGA